ACCGAUCGCCGCCGCUCUGCAGCUGUUAACACGAACGGCGAUCGCUCGGCGCAUACGAUCGACCGACCGACCGACCGACCGACCGCCGCUAACCACCGUUCGGGCGGGUCUCGUUUUACUUCCUCCAGUGCGUAUCUCGCGCACGGUCCGCUUUCUGCACGUCACAAUUGUUUGGUAGUCGUGUCAGACCGUCUUAAGAUGGUCGACGAUCGCCGCUGCUGGUAGAGUGUGAAAGGCGGCAACCAGGAAAAAAAGACGGCCACUGCUACGUGUACGCGUUGUCGUCAUUCGUAUGUGCCGUGAACAUCUGAGCUCCAGCCUGUGUUCUCGUGUGUUUCAUUUGGUUCUCUAGUGCAAGAAAAGAAAAAGUGCAUCAACAAUGCAACGCGAUCGGUAGUGUGACGUGAAGUAAAGAAGCAUGAUUAGAAACUCGCCCGCCCGACUGUAUGGUGCGAAUCUGUAUCUGAAUCUCACCGCACUUUCCACCGAGGCGUCCACCACGUCCCACAACAACCGGGGCAGACAAGAGUGAAAGCAAACUACUGCUAGAAGAGGUUUGCAGCCCCAAUCCAUCUGUGAAUUCCGGCCCGUUACUUAUCAUAACCGUAUCGAAAAGGCACACGAUUCCUUCCCAUUUAGGGUUGCCCAGCGGCCCAGUGUGCGUACGGGUGUGUUGUUUGAAGCGAUUUUGCUUUGUUAGGCUGUGAGUGUAAGGAAGAGGAAGUAUGAAAGGUAUGCAGUUUUUGUACGGAUCUGCCGUUCGGUGGCGCGGAUCGGUGACCGUCACUAGGAUUCUGGCCACGCUGUUGCUGCUUGCGACGGUUUUGCUAAACCAUGCUGCAAGUCAAAAACCGGAAGAUGGCCCGUACCGGGGGAAGUACAUCGGCAAGUUUAACUCCUACCAUCACCAAGCGUCAGGAGAUGUGUACGCCGUGGACGAGUACACGUUCCUACUGACCGGCUUCAACUACGACGGUAACGGUGUCGAUACGUUCUUCUGGUCCGGCGCGAGCAACCGUCCCGGGCCGCAAGGAUUCAUCGUACCGGACGAGUAUGGAAAGACAAACAUCCUAGAACGGUACUUCAACAAAGAUUUCACGCUUCGCCUACCGGACAACAAGAAGAUCACGGAGGUGAAAUGGUUGGCCGUGUACGAUCUAAACUCGCAGAACAACUUUGCUGACGUGUACAUCCCGGAAGACUUUGAACCGCCCGUACCGCAAAAGGCGGGCAGCCUAACGGUCAUCGCCGGUGGUCCAAUGGUAUCGAGCGAUACGAUCGACAUACUCGACUCGAAAACGAUUCGCAUCACCGACUUCACCUACGAUGGAAAGGCGGGCGAUCAAGCGGAAGUACAUUUCUGGGUCGGCGUUGGUCCAUCGCCAUCGUCCAAAGGCAGCAAGGUGCCGGACGAGAUGGGCUACCUGGACCCGAUACGGGCGUACGAUCGCGAAACGAUCACGCUGGAACUUCCGGGUGAUAUGACCAUCUUCGACAUCGAUUGGUUCAGCGUGUACGAUGUGGGAGCACGUCGGGAUUAUGGGUCAAUCCUCAUUUCGGACGAUCUAAACGUGCCGCCGUCGCUGGUACGCGUUACGCCGCACACCGAGUCGCUGCCGAACUGUCGCCAACUGCACAAAGAUUACCGCGUGUCGUGGGAAGUGUUUGGACCGCAAAUUACGAUUCAACUUGCAGGAAACGUACAGCAGGACGAAUAUUUGUCGUUUGGACUGUCCGGUUCGGAGCAGCGUAGUCAAAUGCUGGGCGCGGACGUCGUUGUUGCAUUCAUCGAUGGACAUCGGGGAUAUGCGGUGGACUAUAACAUCACCUCGCUUGCGCCGUGUGUGCAAGUGCUUGGUCAAAACAAGGGCGUAUGCCGUGACGAUGUGGUGGGAGGACUGGACAGCUUUCAGCUGCACACGUUCAGCCGGGAGGACGACAUCAACACGAUCACGUUCCGGCGUACACUCAUUUCGUCCGAUUCCGGCGACAAGGAGUUCCUGCUGGACCGACCGAUGUACGUGGUGUGGGCGAUGGGUCGCCUCGAUUCUAACAAUGAGCCUACCUACCACGACGUCUACCCGAAACGAAAUGUACAGAUCCACUUCAACACUUCCGAGCCGGUCAACGACUGUUUCAGCUUUACAAGUCGUGAAGACAAUCUGAAGGAUGUGUGGGAACGUCAGCAAAUCUUCGAUCGGUCCGUCCGAUCGUUCACGGCCACGCUUGGUCCUGCUGGAGGCAAGCGAGGCUACCAAGGCAUUACCGGACACGUUUCCAAUGGAUUGGCAUGGUACAUCAAUGGGUUCCUCGUGCCGGAGCUGUGGUUGCGGCGUGGCCUCACCUACUCGUUUCUGGUACGUGGCGGCAACAAUCCUCACUCGCCCGAGUUCUACCAUCCGCUCGUGAUCACGGACGAACCGCACGGCGGUUUCGACAGGCUUUCCGAUGCACGGCAGAGCGAAAUUCGUGUCCUGGCGGGUGUGGAGUUUACACGCCGCGGACGUCCGAAACCGAUAGCCGCUGGUCCGCUAUGUCUAGCACGCCACCCGGAGGGACAAGAUCGCCGAUUGGAUGACAAUUUUGCCACGUUCAAAAAGUUCAACCGCACGCUCAAGUGGAGCUGCGAUUCCGGCGAGCCGGCGGUGUUGGAGAUUACACCGAACACCAGCUGGCCGGACGUGGUGUACUAUAACAGCUUUACCCACGCAAACAUGGGCUGGAAGAUACACAUAGUUGAUAGUUACAGCCAGUCGGCGCGUAAUCACGGUACGAUCUACAGCUUCGAUCACUCGAUUCGGUUACUGCUCUUCACGAGCAUUCUCGUCGUGUGGGCAAGGUUGCAAAAAUAAAUAAAAAAAAAAACUUUUCUCACCCAAAUACA
Messenger RNA from Anopheles stephensi (Asian malaria mosquito), 2884 nucleotides. RefSeq names its product protein Skeletor, isoforms B/C (gene knk). The transcript is spliced from 3 exons. The record is from RefSeq and is a predicted model, not a curated record. Lineage: Eukaryota; Metazoa; Arthropoda; Insecta; Diptera; Culicidae. The coding region runs from base 726 to 2852 and encodes 708 amino acids.